AUGGAGAGAUAAUAAGAUUGUAAUGACUUUUAUCUUCAACAUUUAGUGAUAUUUUCUCAAAAUAUUUUAAUGAAAACCAGAAAUUCCCUUUAAUCUAGAACAAUUUACACAUUUAUAAUGGGAAGGAAAGUAUAAAAAUAUGAAAAAAUUUGGAGAAAAAUGAUAUAUUAUUUAAUGUAGAUGGUGAGUAUGAAAAGGGAAUGAAAUAAGGCCAAUUGAAAGAAGUAUUUAAGAAUUACUAACAGUAUUAGUUAUUUUUACACACCAAGCAAAGCCUGAAUCUAUGAAGAAGGAGAAUAUAUUAAUAACUUGAGAACAGGGAUGGAGUGUCAUUUAUGAAAAUAAAUUGAUGUAUUUUAUAAUAGAUAUUCAAAGUGGGGGAGGAUUUUAUAAUGAAUAAGGUCAGAAAAGCGGU
Paramecium primaurelia is the source of this 415-nucleotide messenger RNA. The record is from the annotation of a GenBank genome assembly. Lineage: Eukaryota; Ciliophora; Oligohymenophorea; Peniculida; Parameciidae.